AUGGCUGAUUCCAAAGAUUCCUUCAAGAUGGAACCCAAAUCUUCAUCUUCAUCCAACACAACCACAACCACAACCUCUUCCUCACUAAAACAUCAUAGAACUUUCAUGAUGGCCCAAAACAUCCUCAGAAUCUUAGUCAUUCUUCUCACUGCAGUUUCAGUUCUUGUUACCGUCACCAACAACCAAACCGUUACGCUCUUCUCUUUUCAGUUUGAAGCUCACUUUUAUUACUCUUCAUCUCUCAAGUUCUUUGUUGUGGAAAAUAGUGUGGUUUGUUUCUUGUCUGUGUUAUUACUGAUAUUCAAUCUUCUGAGGAGGAAACAACAAACACAUCAACUAAAAGAUUACUACUUCUUCCUAUUUGUGUUUGAUUUGGUGAUGACGGUGUUGUUGAUAGCUGGAUGUGCAGCAACCACAGCCAUUGGAUUUGUGGGACAGUAUGGAGAAGACCAUGUGGGCUGGACUCCAGUAUGUAACAAUGUGAAAAAGUUCUGCAGAACAAAUUUGACUUCACUUUUGAUUUCAUAUUUGGCUUUCUUUGCCAAUUUAGGACUCACAAUAUUAAUAGCUUACAAAUGUACCUCAUGA
Messenger RNA from Lathyrus sativus (Indian pea), 588 nucleotides. The record is from the annotation of a GenBank genome assembly. NCBI's taxonomy places the organism in Eukaryota, Viridiplantae, Streptophyta, Magnoliopsida, Fabales, Fabaceae.